AUGCCUUCUCUCAGAACGGCCUCCUUCUCCGCUGUGGCGGCUCUGCUCCUGUUGCCGGCAGUCAUCGCAACUCCUCUGCCGGACACGCCUACCACGAAGCUCAUCCGCCGCGAUCUCCUCCAGCCCCUCGGCGGCUCGGCCUGGUCUGAGCAGGAAAAGUGGUGCCCGGCCCUCGACUACGAUACGGAUUCGUGCUACAACACGGUCGCCAUCUCGCCCUCCGGCCAGCUCAACGCCGGACAGGACGAGACCAAGUCGGCCGGCGAGAUCCUUGGCUGGUGCCGCAAGGAUGUCCGCCUGCAACAGACCAAUAUUUACGUGCGCUCGCGCUGCAACAACGGCUGGUGCGUGCACAUGUACGACUACUACUUCGAGGCCGACUUUGGCUGGGGCGCCCACCGGCACGACUGGGAGCACAUUGCCGUCUGGGUGCAGCACGGCCAGCUCAAGUUCGUCAGCAUCUCGCAGCAUGGCAAGUGGGACAUUCGCAUCCUCGACGGCCGCACCGCCGCCCCGCGGUUCGAGCACGGCACCCACCCCAAGGUUGUGUACCACAAGGACGGCGCGCUGACCCACGCCUUCCGCUGGGCCAACGGCGGAGACGAGCCGCCCGAGAACCACUGGAAGAGCUGGCGCUGGGGCGUCGGCGCCGGCCUCAUCGAGUGGGAAAGAAUGCCGGACAACCUGCGCAAGACGCUGUCGGCCAAGAAUUGGGGCGCAGCCGAGAUGGCGGUGCGCGACAAGGACGGAAGCGACUGGAACUUUGCGUGGUACAUCAACGAGUCGCAAUACUUCUGCUGGGAGACGUAUUGCCCUGGCUUCCUGGCCCCCGAGUUCAAGCCGUGGGGUUGA
Messenger RNA from Verticillium nonalfalfae, 852 nucleotides. RefSeq lists its product as uncharacterized. Bases 1 to 852 code for a protein of 283 amino acids. The transcript has a single exon. The record is from RefSeq and is a predicted model, not a curated record. NCBI's taxonomy places the organism in Eukaryota, Fungi, Ascomycota, Sordariomycetes, Glomerellales, Plectosphaerellaceae.